GCACCGGGCUCCGGGUCCUGGGCCCCGCGGCUGCGGCUUCUGCUCCGGGAGGCGGCGGCGGCGGCGGCGGCGGGAGCGGCCAUGGAGGCGGGCGGCGGGGCCGGCGCGGGAUCCGCGGGCUGGAGCUGCGCGGGCCCAGGACCCACAGUAACCAAUGUAGGCUCCUUUGAGGUGUCUGAGGGUUGUGAGAGGAAGAAGGGCCAACGCUGGGGGUCCCUAGAACGCCGUGGGAUGCAAGCUAUGGAGGGGGAGGUAUUACUUCCAGCUCUCUAUGAGGAGGAAGAGGAGGAAGAGGAAGAAGAGGUAGAAGAAGAACAAAUACAGAAAAAUGGGAGUGUGAGCUCCCUGUCUGUUGGCAAGCAUCGGGGCCUGAGCCUCACGGAGACAGAGCUGGAGGAGCUCAGGGCUCAGGUGCUCCAGCUGGUGGCAGAGCUGGAGGAGACUCGUGAACUGGCUGGACAGCAUGAGGAUGACUCCCUGGAGCUGCAGGGGCUCUUGGAAGAUGAACGGCUGGCUAGUGCGCAGCAGGCAGAGGUGUUUACCAAGCAGAUCCAGGGACUCCAAGGUGAGCUGCGGCAUCUACGAGAGGAAAUUUCUCUAUUAGAAAGUGAGAAAGAAAGUGAACUUAAGGAAAUAGAACAAGAGUUACACUUAGCCCAAACUGAGAUCCACAACCUGCGGCAAGCUGCGGCAGAUUCUGCAACCGAACAUGAGACCGACAUAGCAUCCCUACAGGAAGAUCUCUGCCGGAUGCAGAAUGAACUUGAUGACAUGGAACGCAUUCGGGGGGAAUAUGAGAUGGAGAUUGCCUCACUCCGUGCAGAAAUAGAUAUGAAGAGCUCUGAAACAUCCAAUAGUAUAAGUCUCUCGGAUUUCUCUGGGUUGCAAGAAGAACUGCAGCAACUGCGGGAUCGCUACCACUCUCUGAAUGAGGAGUACCAGGCUCUGCAGCAGAGCAACAGCAGCCUCUCGAAGCAGCUGGCGGAGCUGGAGAGUGAGAGGACACGAAGAGCAACAGAGAGGUGGCUGGAGUCCCAAACACUAAAGAGUAUGAUAUCAUCAGAGUCUCAGACUUCAGAAAUGGAUUUCCUGGAGCCUGAUCCUGGAGUGCAGUUGUUACGCCAGCAGCUGCUGGGAGCUGAGGAGCAGAUGCACGACAUGCAGAAUAAGUGUAAAGAAUUGUGUUGUGAGUUGCAAGAACUACAGCAUCAUCGGCAGAUCAGCGAGGAAGAGCAGAAGCGGCUUCAGAGGGAGCUCAAGUGUGCCCAGAAUGAGGUGCUUCGGUUUCAAACUUCCAGCACUGUCCAGAACGAGGAGCUGAAGACCAGGCUUUGUGCCUUGCAGCAAAAGUAUGAUGCUAGCCAAGAUGAGCAGAAUGAGCUCUUGAAGGUGCAGGUACAACUUCAGAGUGAGCUCCAACAGCUCAAAAUUAUGAAAUCCACAAUCACGGAGAGCCAAAGUGAAAAGGAGUUACUUUGCCAGCUCCAGAAGCUGCAGAUCCAGCACCAGAACGUCAUGGGUGAGAAGGAGAAGCUGCUAGACGUGCACUGUCAGCUGCAGGAGAAGCUGCAGUGCCACGAGGCAGAGCUGCGGUGCCUCCGGGACUUGGUGGCCUCCUUGCGGGAAUCUGAUGAGAAGAAUGCAGAGGUGCACGCCCAGCUCCAAGAAAUGAAGCAGCUGUACGAGGCUAGCAAGGAUGAACUGGAGUAUCAGAAGCAUAUGUAUGACCAGCUCGGGCAGGACCUUCUGCAGCACCAGCAGGAGCUCGAACAGCUCAAGACCACCCAGCCCUGUCCUGAACAGAAGGAAACAUGUGCCAAUAAGUGUGAUACAUUGCUGUCCAGGCUGACAGACUUGCAGGACAAGUUCAAGGCCAGCCAGAAAGAGAUCGGGCAGUUGCAGAUGGAGCAGUGUGAGCUCCUAGAGGAUCUGAGGAGGCUGCAGGAGGAGCAGGGCCAGCUACAGGAGGAGCUGCACCAGCUUACAUUCCCACAGCCCAAAAGUGGCAUCUUCCAUAAGAGUCAGGAACUGUGUACAAAGUUACAAGACCUGUGGGAUCUACAAAUCCUCUACCAAGACAUGCAGGAAGAACAGAGAAAACUGAUGCAGAAGCAAGAGAGUGUAUUAAAGGAACAAAUAGAGGCACACAAAUUGCUGCAAGGUUUCAAAGAGUCUCGUUUCCAGGAAGUGUUGGUGAAUCCUGAGGAUGCCAAACAGCCUAAGUCCACAAAUAGUGAGAAAAAGCCCAAGAUGCUUCUGAGCCAGCUCCAGGUUCUACAGGAUCUGUAUGUCACCAGCCAGAAGGAACAAGAGCAGCUGCUACAGGAGCAUGGGCGGCUCCUUGAGGAGCGAAGGAGGCUUCAGGCCGAUUUGCAGCUCUGUCUAGAAGAGAUGCAGCUGCUCCAAGCGCAAUCCUCCUGUAUAAAAACAAGUCUUGAAUCCUACAAGGAAACCUGUGCCAGCAGUGAGAACUUCCACAGGAGUUAUUGCAGCACUAUUGAUGACGAGAGCUGUAACAAGAGUUAUAUUAACACCCAGGCCAGCAGUGAGGGCUUCCUCAGGAGCUAUGACAGCAUCACAUCUGGUGAGACCUAUCAGAAGAGUUACUGCUCCAGCAGCAGCAGCAUCACCUAUAAGAAGAGCUAUGGCAGCAUAGGCAGCUCUGACAACUGUCUUAAGAGUUGCAUCAACAGCGGUGCUGACGAGGCCCCAGCUGAGCUUGAAGACUUAGAGAACUUUGAGGAAAUGGUGGCCAAGGUGCUGACUAAGCUGCAGGCAGUGCAGGCCCUGUACCAGGUGAGCCAAGAGGAACACUGCCAACUGCAAGAGCGAAUGAACAAGCUUCUGGACAGGCAGAGAGAGCUGAGGGAAGAGAUCGAUACCUGCGAAAAGGAUUUCAAGGAGUGCAUGGAAAAUCUUGAGAAGCCCACAGUCCCCCACAGCGACAAGAACGAGAUCAAGGAACUGCAGACCAAGCUUCGGGACCUGCAGCUUCAAUACCAGGCGAGCAUGGAUGAGCAGGGGCGGCUCCUGGCAGUACAGGAGCAGCUAGAGGGGCAGCUGCAGUGCUGCCAGGAAGAGCUCCGCCAGCUCAAAGAGAAGCCCUCUGUUGGCAAAGAGGCCAGGGGAAAGAAUUGCAAUAAGAACACAAACAAGAAUGCCAAUGGGACUACAAAGAAACAGGUGACCAUGCCAUGCAGUUCUAAGGGCAACUUAGCGACCAAAAAGAGUCUGGAGGUGGUGCUGUACUACAGGUCCAGCCAGGAGCAAUUAGAUGAGCUAGAAAAAAAGGAGCAAAAUAAGGAGGAGGUAGAAGAGACAACAAAGAAAGAAACAAAGGAGGAGUCCUGGACAAAGGAGGAGUCCUGGAAUGAACCAGCAGAUCCUAAGGAAGUUAAGUCAACUCAAGAUCAGGAGGAAGAAUAUACAGAGUACAAAGAACAGGAGAAUAAGGAAGAAGAUGAUGAAGAUGAGGAGGAAGAUGACUCUUCCCCUGAAACUGCAGAGGAAAGCCCCCUUAAAAUUUCUGAGAGCAAAAAGCCAUCCCCUAUCCCCGAUCCCCCCAUCUUUUCCUUGCCUCUUGUAGGCCUGGUGGUCAUAUCGGCUCUGCUCUGGUGCUGGUGGGCUGAGACGUCAUCCUAACACAGAACAUGUCUGGGAUGUGGAAGCCUAUGGUAUUCUUGGCUAUUGCAGCUGUGGCUCUGUAUGUGUUACCCAACAUGCGACCGCAGGAGAGAGAGUCCUGGGCCAGCUGAGAGGGCAGAUGCCCAGCAGCUACCACCCUCACCUUUGGGCAGGACACACUGUGCCAGAGGCCCCACCCCACCCAUGUAUCCCAUAUGUCCCCAUCUCCUUAGCCUCAGUCACUCAGGCUGGAAAGGCUUAUGGGAGCUUCUGGCUCUCACUGGCUCCCAUUUCCUGCCUUGUAUAAGAACCUGGGUUCCUUGUAAUUAAAUAUCAACCAAAUUA
Cavia porcellus (domestic guinea pig) is the source of this 3969-nucleotide messenger RNA. It is a transcript of the gene Ccdc136, whose product is annotated as coiled-coil domain containing 136. The record is from RefSeq and is a predicted model, not a curated record. Gene Ontology annotation, cellular component: acrosomal membrane. Gene Ontology annotation, biological process: acrosome assembly; single fertilization. The coding region runs from base 82 to 3642 and encodes 1186 amino acids. The transcript has 19 exons. Lineage: Eukaryota; Metazoa; Chordata; Mammalia; Rodentia; Caviidae.